Molecule: messenger RNA, 2295 nt
Organism: Cyphomyrmex costatus
Lineage: Eukaryota; Metazoa; Arthropoda; Insecta; Hymenoptera; Formicidae
Product: zinc finger MYM-type protein 6-like
Exons: 1
Molecular function (GO): protein dimerization activity
Source: RefSeq, a predicted model, not a curated record
AUGUGUGACGAGUCUAAAAAACAUAAGCGAAGUUUUCAACAAACUUGGCUUACUGAUGAUAGAUAUAAAUCUUGGAUACGCGAAGUAUCAUCAGAUAGUAGUAUGUAUUAUUGCAUUGUAUACAACAAAAAUUUGUCAUGCGUUUCAAUACAUGUAUCAAGACAUGCGAAUUCUGCGCGUCACAAAAAUAAUGUAGAAAAAAAUACAUUAUGUGAUAAUGACGAUACUUCAAUUAAAAAUAGCGAUAAUGCACCAACAUUUAAAAAGAAAUGGCUAUAUUUUGAGCAGUUUAAAUGUUGGUUACGUGAAGUGCCACAUGAUGAAAAUUUAUUUUAUUGUUCAAUUUGCGAUAAGUAUCUUACUGCUAAAUUAUGUCACAUUUAUCGUCACGCAGAAUCGCAAAUACAUAUAAACAAAUGUCAAAGUUGUAAUGAAACAAGUGAAUCGAAUGAAGAUUCAAAUGUACAAAAUAAUGAAACACUUUUGUCAUUUGAAGAGCGUAAAAAAGAGGCAGAAAUCAGAUUUGCCACAUUAAUUGCAGAAAAAAAUAUUUCUCAUUCAAAUGCAAAUGAGAUUCUUAAAUUGUUUAAAUAUAUAGGAAAGGAUCCUAAUGUAUUGCAAAGCAUGACUAUGAGUCGUAAAAAAUGUACAAAUAUUAUAAAUAACGUUUUGAGUCCAAUUGAAACGGUACGUAUCGUAAAUAACAUUCAGAACACAAAAUUUACAAUAUUUAUUGAUGAAACAUCAGACAUUUGUAAUGACAAGUGGAUGACUUUUCUUGUUCGAUUUGUUGAUUCGGAAACAUUAGAUACUCGAACGCAAUUAGUCAAAUUAAUUGAUAUUGAUGCUAAAGAUUGCAGCGCAGAAAAAUUAUAUGAAGCCUUUAGAAAUGAAAUGUGGAGAUUACAGAUACCGUUUACAAAUAUUGUUGCCUUGUCAUGCGACAAUGCGUCUGUCAUGGCAGGAAAACAUUUAUCUUUUAAAAAAAAAUUGGAACAAGUAUGUCCACGUUUACUUACAUUUUCAUGCCCUUGUCAUUCUUCCGCAUUAGUAGCGAAUGCUGCAUGCAAAAAAAUACCCGAUUUUUGCGAAGAAUUUAUAAAAAAGAUUGCUAGAUAUUUAAAUAACAGUCCAAAACGUACGGCUGUAUUCCGUGAAUUCUGUGAAUGUUUUGAAGAUAGAAGUUUAAAAAUAUUAAAAUUAUGUGAUACUCGUUGGCUUUCUCGCUAUUUUUGUGUAGAAAGACUUUUAGAACAUUGGGAUACAAUAAGAUACUUUCUUAAUGAAAUGUUCGUAAGUGAAAGAGCAAAUGCUGCCAAAGAUUUAUUGUCUGUAAUGGAUAAUAUUGAAACAAAAGCUUAUUUCCUUUUUUUAAAAUACAUUUUACAUUUUUUUAAUAAAUUUAAUACAUAUUUUUAGUCAUUACAAACACAAAUUCAUGAAUUGCAACCAAAAUCUGUAGCCUUUCUUUAUGAAAUCUGCCGAAAUUUUUUGAACAAUGAGUAUUUAAAACAUUUUUCCAUAGACAUUGUAUUCUCUUUAAAAGAAAAUCAAAAAAAUCUUGACGAAAUUAAUUUAGGAUCAGAAUGUAACGAAUAUCUUGACGAAAUAAUGAAACAGGGGUACGAAAACGUAGUCACAAUAAUUCGAAGUAACUGUUUACAGUUUUGCGUGACUGCUGCUGAAGAAAUUCGCAAAAGAUUGCCUGUGAAUAAUAUAUUUUUAUCAAAAUUAACUGUUUUGGAUCCUUCUGUAUGUUUACAAGAUACUGACAGAGAAAUAUCAUUUAAAAAUGUUUCUUUCAUAAAUAAGACCAUCGGUGAUUUUGAUGAAGAAGCUUUAAAGAAAGAAUGGUUUGCUCUGCCAUUAGAUUUUACAUUACAACAGAAAGAAAGUCUUGUUAAAUUAAAUUUCGAUGACAUGUGGAAGGAAAUUUUGCAAUCACAGCAUCCGAAUAACAUUGAUAAAUAUCCAAAUUUAAAAAAAGUCCUGAAUGCUAUACGAUCACUUCCAAAUUCAAAUGCCGACGCAGAGAGAAUGUUUUCGUUUUUAAAUGAUUUAAAAACCAAAAAACGUAAUAAACUUUCACCAAAUUCAGUUAAUGCCUCUUGUAUUUUGACAUCAGCAUUAAAGGCGAGAAGAGAAACGUGUUUAACUAUCACUAUUGAAGAAAAACAUUUAUCUCGUAUGUCGACGAACAUAUUAUACAGUAGCGUUGCCAAAAAGAAACGUAGUAGUUUAGGACUACAUGCUGCUGAUAUUAAUGAUAUCGCUGGACCCUCGACAGCAGAUUGA